UGUCUCUCUUUCCCAAAAAAACUAUUCGACUGCAAAGGAAGAGAGGGGGAUACCGAGAGCAUCAUCGAUGGCCCAGUUACAGGAGGAGCUGACUCAGAGGUUUACACAGCAGAGCCUUGAGAGUGAUUGACCCCCUUGACACUUCAACAUUAGCUUGCUAUCAGUCCACAGCCAUGCCGCCACCAGCUGACAUUGUGAAGGUGGCUAUUGAAUGGCCUGGUGCUAACGCUCAGCUCAUAGAAAUGGACCAGAAAAGACCUCUGUCCUCAAUAAUACGGGAAGUAUGUGACGGCUGGUCUCUGUCAGGCGCUGAGCAGUUUGCACUGCGUUACGCUGACGGCCCUCAGCUUUAUAUCACUGAACAGAGCCGAGGUGAUAUUAAGAACGGGACCAUUCUUCGAUUAGCAAUAUCACCUGCUCGUGCUGCACGUCAACUCCUGGAGAGGAUCCAGUCCCAUGGUAUUGAUGCUCGCCUGGAGGCUCUCAAAGAGCUUGCUAAGCUGUCUGCAGACCCGACCUUUGCCACAGAGUUCAUCAACAUGGAGGGCAUUGGGACACUCGCACGUCUUGUAGAGAGUGGCACCCACUUUGGUGAAAUGCUGGCCUUUACUCUCACUGCCUUCCUGGAGCUGAUGGAUCAUGGCAUUGUGUCCUGGGACCUGAUCUCCCUCUCCUUCAUUAAACAGAUUGCAGGCUAUGUUAACCAGCCGAUGGUGGACGUCUCUAUUCUUCAGCGCUCUCUCGCCAUCCUGGAGAGCAUGGUGCUGAACAGCCACAGCCUCUAUCACCGCGUGGCUCAGGAGAUCACCGUGGGACAGCUCAUCGGACACCUGCAAGUGUCAAACCAGGAGAUCCAGACCUACGCCAUUGCCCUCAUCAAUGCUCUCUUUCUGAAGGCACCAGAAGACAGGCGGCAGGAGGAGUACACUAACCCGCUGGAGCAGCACCUCACUGAAAUGGCAAGCACGUUGGCUCAGAAACAUCUGCGAUCCAUCAUCCUCAAUCACGUUAUCAGAGGAAAUCGACCGAUCAAAGCAGAAAUGGCCCAUCAGCUUUAUGUGCUGCAAGUAUUGACAUUUAACCUUUUGGAAGAACGAAUGAUGACCAAAAUGGAUCCUAAUGACCAGACUCAAAGGGACAUCAUUUUUGAGCUGCGUAGGAUCGCCUUCGAUGGAGAAAAUGACCCCACUGGUACAGAAAAAAGAAAGGCCAUGUACACCAAGGACUAUAAGAUGCUAGGGUUCACUAACCACGUGAACCCGGCAAUGGACUUCACCCAAACUCCUCCGGGCAUGCUGGCUUUGGACAACAUGCUGUACCUCGCUAAGGUUCACCAGGACACGUACAUCAGGAUUGUUUUGGAGAACAGCAGCCGCGAGGACAAGCAUGAAUGUCCGUUUGGGCGGUGUGCCAUCGAACUCACUCGAAUGCUGUGCGAGAUACUGCAGGUCGGAGAGUUGCCUAAUGAAGGCUGCAAUGACUACCACCCCAUGUUCUUCACUCAUGACCGAGCAUGGGAGGAGUUCUUCUGUGUCUGCAUCCAGCUGCUUAAUAAAACCUGGAAGGAGAUGAGAGCCACAGCUGAGGAUUUCAAUAAGGUGAUGCAGGUGGUGCGUGAGCAGAUCACCAGGGCUCUGGCCAUGAAACCGCCAUCUUUAGACCAGCUGAAGAACAAACUGCGAGGCCUCAACUAUUCUGAGAUUUUGCGUCUGCGGCAGUCUGAGAGAAUGAGCCAGGACGACUUCCAGUCCCCACCCAUCAUUGAGCUGCGGGAGAGAAUUCAGCCAGAGAUCUUGGAGCUCAUCAAACAGCAGCGACUGAACCGGCUGUGUGAGGGGAGCUGUUUCCGUAAACUGGGGAACCGCCGAAGACAAGAGAAGUUUUGGUUCUGCAGACUCUCGCUGAAUCACAAAGUGUUGCACUAUGGGGAUCUUGAUGAGUCACCUCAGGGUGAAGUGCCUUUUGAGCUACUUAGUGACAAGAUCCCUGUUUCUGAUAUCAAGUCUGUGGUGACCGGGAAGGAUUGCCCUCAUAUGAAAGAAAAAAGUGCUUUGAAACAGAACAAGGAGGUGCUGGAAUUAGCUUUUUCUGUCCUCUAUGAUCCAGACGAGACCCUCAAUUUUGUCGCACCCAACAAGUAUGAGUACUGCAUCUGGACUGACGGGCUGUGUGCACUGCUGGGUAGAGAGAUGGGCAGUGACCUGACACGCAGUGACCUAGAUACUCUCAUCAGCAUGGAGAUGAAGCUCCGCCUCCUCGACCUUGAGAACAUCACAAUCCCAGAAGCCCCGCCCCCUGUACCCAAGGAGCCUAGCUCAUACAACUUCACCUACAACUACAGCUGAGAUGUUUGCGUGUGUGUGAGUGUUUCGGUGUGCUUAUGUGUGUGUAUGAGUGUGAAUGUGAAUCUGAGUUUGCUCUGCAUGUGUGUUGUCAAGUGUUCUCCAUCUUUUGAUGAGUUUAGCUGCAGAUGUGUGCAACAGACGAAGGUUAUUUUGGAUUUUUGAAUUCACUUUUCAGAACCCUGGAGAGUCUGUCCAUGUGUCUGAUGCUCUGUGGUUUGUCAGAUGUGUUUAUAACUCCACAGGGAGUCGAGAGGUCAGCGUACACUACAGAGCAGCACUGCUGGAGCUAGUAGACAUUCAGUGAGUGAAUUUAGCUGUGCAGUCUCCAGGCAACAAUGAUUUUUAUUCCUCAUUCUUCACUAUUUAAAGGUAUUAACCUGACUCUAGUGAGGGAUUAUGUGCCUGAGUUGGAAACGAAUGAAACAAUUUUAAAAUCUACCAAUCAGUUUUCACACACGUAUAUUCAGACAAAUAACUUAAAUUAUUCAGUGUCGUCUCCGCGGCAACAGAAGACCAAAAUCCAUGCCAAACCAUUCCAGUUUUAAGACAGCGCUGACUUCUGUUGAUUUCACAAAACAGAUGAAGAGAGUGAAGUGUUAAACAGAGCACAGUGAACAAGCUCACACACCACACACCUGUCCCUCACUAGAAGUCACUUUACUAAAGGAUAGUUGAUGUCACAGAGGACAGAACAUGAUGUUUCAGGUUUAAACCGUCUGUGUGAUCAGUGUAUGUUAAGAAUCUGAUCAGUGGUUCAAUAUUUGACUCCGACGGAAAGAAAUGUGGUGCUGAAAAUCAGUGACCAAGAGAGCUCGACGUUUAAUUUCAACUCGGUUGAAGCAGAUACAGAUAAGGGAGAAGGAUACUCCCUAUUUUCUCACCACGUGUUUGUAAGUUAUAUCACGUUUGUUUUACUGAGCCUGCAGUUUGAAGAAAAUUGAUUACAAUGAUCAAUAAUCUGAAGUCUCCAAUUUUUAAAAAUGAUUUUGGGGCUUUAUUUUCUUCAUUGAUAGGAUGGCCAAAGACAGACGAGAACAGUGAGGAGAAGAGAUUGGGGUAGUGUUAGGUGGGGGUCGUUUCUGCUGUAGAUGUUCAAGGAUGAAAUCGCGAAACAGACUGUGGAUUAUCUUAGAUUUAUUCGGCCGAGGUCAAACAACAGCCAAACACGAACCGCUGACAAAGUGUUCAUCUUAACAGUGUUGCUUAUAUUCUGUUAGAAGGUACAGCCCUCAAAUUCCUUUCUAUUCGGGUAUACCUCUAAAAGGCUAGAAAAAUGACGUGACCAUGAUCUGUCAAUGUCACACAUAUACAUUCCAGUCUUAGCGAACGUUGUUUCCUUUUAAGUUCACAACAUAUACUUGGCUCCUAUCCAAAUAUAGAUCUGCUGCUAUGAGAGUCAUGUAAAUACUGUUCCAUCUACACAGACCUAGAAGAAGGAUUACUCUUAGAUGGAUACAGAUUGAAAUGGUACAUCCCCAAAAUUACUAAGAUGAAUGAAUUCAUGAAAAUUUGUACUAACAGAUAGAUGUGUAGAUAUGUUUGUUUUUAUGUUACGGUAGAAACCAGCAAAGAGUCAGAUUUGAAUCUCUGACAAAAGAUGAUUAAGGCAACCUACUAAAGACUUGCUUGAACAAUUGAGAAUGAGUCAACAUGAUUGCUAAUCCAUUGUCUGUUGUUGAACUAUUCUUUAAGAACACUUAUUAUAGUGAUAACUAUAUUGUUGUAGUUAUGACUCGAACUCAUUGACCAGACGUACUGCUCGUGUAUGUGAGUGUUUUUUGUGUGUAUGUCUGAGUGUGCAGGAUUUGUGUGGGUUUGUUUGUGUUUGGAGAUGAUACUUGAUAUAAUGAACAUGAAGUCGAUGCUCAUUAAACGUUUGGGCUCUAACAUGUGACACGAACAAAAAAGAAAACAUGAAUGAAAGAACUAUUUUUGUUCAAUCAUACCCUCUCUCAAACUCUCAUUGUAUGAUUUGUGUAACAUCAACACUAGAAUUUAAAAGCAGUAUAUGUUUUAAGGAAUUUAAAAUGGUUUAACAGAUAUAUGGAAGCUUUGAAAAGUACUCUCUUCUGAGUACUUCAGAAAGCCUUUUAACAGGUAUCUAAACUUGUGUUUGUGAAGGAACAGUGUUAUAUAAUUAGAGAGUUUACAAUUAUUAACAUGUUGUCUUUAAGAUUAAUAAUAAAACGAUGUGUUAAAAGCAUUCAUUAUAUGUGUAUAUGAACUGUACACAGCAGGAUUACAAACACAAAUGUUUUAAAGAGGUCAUAAAUUACAUGAAUACAUGUGAGAAAAAUCUGAUAUUAAUUUAUAUUUUUUAUACCAGUCAUGAAUAAUAUAUAGGAAGUCUUAACACUCUUCUUUGUUAACAAAGAUAUGAUUUAACACUUCAAAUAUCCAUAUAUCUGCUACAACUGUUAUAACUUGUAAUUUAAAAAAGCCUUUAUUCAUUGUUUAUAUACUGCUUCUACAUUCUUCUUUUGUUUUGGGUUUUAAAGAAGUGUUGUAGUGUACCUUAUAAGGAUGUUUGAUACAGGUUUCUUUAAGUGAAACAUCAGAUUUUAGGCUUGAUCUCAGACAUUUUUCUAUCACACUAGAUGUACAAAAGAGCAGCUAAGUUGGCCUGUUUUCAUAAAUAUGGCAGCCCACGAGCAGGAGCAGGUGAGAAACAGCUGAGCAAACCAGUUCUGCUGAUUUCUAAAUGAACAAACAGCAUCAUGUUCUUUGUAAACUGUAUUAAUAGCUAUAGAAAUAUUGAUUGAUGUCAUUUUCUAAGUGUUUUUUUGCCAUGCCACUAAAUGUCCUGUCACCUUUUACAAAAGUUCUAACUACAACAUUCAUUUGUUAUUGCAGUAUAAAAUUAUAUUUUUGUAAGAUUGUCCAAUCCUAUCAGCUUUGACGACAAAGGGAAUGGAGCUCUCAUUUUCUCUUUAUGUCACUCUCUGCAGUGCGUUCUAUAUUCUCCUAACUGUGCAAGGACAUUUCACACUAAAGAACAAAGUUUUCUCCUCAUGAGUCACAUUUUCAUACCACAAGCACCUCAUAUCAUUAAGGAAUGACACCCACUCCAGCACCUAAUGAUGAUGUCAAUGUUAAUGUUUAUUAUACUGCUGAUGGGAAUGAUAAAACAUUUCUCCCUAUCUAAAUCGCUGUUGAUGCUGUCUGUGAAAAUAAUUUUCAAAUAGUGUUUUCCUGUUAAUGUUGGAGGUGUUAAAGGGUCCCUGGGGAGUUUUUGACCCCUCAACAGCACAGUAAUAAAGCUCUGAGAUUAAGCCACCCUUUAACUUCAAUACACUGAACCUAACAGUGUUGUCAUAUCUGUGCCAAAGUGGGUUAUUUAACUUCACUGAAGUCCCUUUUACACAGCUAGUUAAAUGUUUUGCCUGAGCUAGCAGUGGAAGAAGUUGCAGAUGCAUAGCGAAUUGGUGUGAAUGUAAAUUUUAGAGCCGGCAGGAGGAAAUAGCGCUGUGUGUUUGUGUAAGUGAGCUGACUUUCUUGUUAAGCCAUACUGCCUGUUUUGCUUUGUAACACUUUGUAAAAAUGCACACUAAGACAGUAAUAUUGGUCAUAUGUAAGAGCAUAAAGGUGGCUUAACGGUGGAGCUUCCCUACAGUGCUGUUGCAGAAUCUCUUCGUAUACAAAGGGAUAUAAACACUGCUGUUCAGUCCUGCCAGCUCUGAUCUGAACACAGAUGUCAUUUUGCCUGACCACUUGACCUCCGCUCCUUUUACACAGAAGGGGAGGUGUAAUGGUCUUUUAUUACAGGCUGUGUAAAAUGGACUCGUGAUACACAGCAAUGAACUAAAAACAAUUAAAUAUGGAUGGAAACAGCAUUUGAAAUACUUAAAAAAUUGCCAAUCAAAUGUUUUGUAUGUAGAGGCACCCAACAUUAUUUUAGUCUCAAGGGUAUACACAAAGCUUUAUAGUGCGUAGAGCUGAAUGUAAACAUAACUAUUGUUUACAUAAAAAACCCCACAGGGUACCUUUAACUGCCUAAAAGGAUUGUUUUAUAUUUGAGGAGAGGUUCUCAGAAAACCGCAGCUGAACUAAACUAUAUCAAUGGCACAGUGAGUGAAAGACUGUCGCAUUGGAUGUACUAACAGUAUGACUUGAAGUUUAUGGUACUCUUUUACAUAACUUGCUAAACUAUUUAUUUACACUUGCUAGUGAUAGUAAAGAAUGACAUGUUGUUGAGGAAUAACAACAUAAACUCUAAAUAUGGUAUACAUAUAGAUCAUUGUAUGUAUAUACUGUAUUGUGUUGCCUUAUUGAAGAAAUGUAUUAUGUUUUGUGUGAAUAAAUACAACGAAUACUGUU
Molecule: messenger RNA, 6662 nt
Organism: Labrus mixtus (cuckoo wrasse)
Lineage: Eukaryota; Metazoa; Chordata; Actinopteri; Labriformes; Labridae
Gene: elmo2
Product: engulfment and cell motility 2
Exons: 23
Coding region: 174-2345 (723 amino acids)
Biological process (GO): cell motility; actin filament organization
Source: RefSeq, a predicted model, not a curated record